Molecule: messenger RNA, 2153 nt
Organism: Triticum aestivum (bread wheat)
Lineage: Eukaryota; Viridiplantae; Streptophyta; Magnoliopsida; Poales; Poaceae
Product: probable glucomannan 4-beta-mannosyltransferase 9
Exons: 9
Coding region: 257-1795 (512 amino acids)
Cellular component (GO): Golgi apparatus
Molecular function (GO): mannan synthase activity
Source: RefSeq, a predicted model, not a curated record
CCCGCGGCCGCCGCCUCCUCCCUCGCGCCCCUCUCCCUGCCUCCUUGUACGCCCCCGCCAACGUCUCACCACCGUACACCGGCACCCGCAUUGCUCGAGCUCCACGCACGAGCGCCCGCCAUUAACUAUUCAAGCUUCACUUCGCUCUGUAAUCUCUCUGUAAGAUCGAGGCAGAGCUAGCGUACGCAGCAAAGCGAAGCGCGCGAGUGUGCUAAGUCUAACUAACUCUGGCCGGGCGCAGCUGCCGGGUGACGGGAUGAGUACGCUACCAGGGGCGUGGCAUGUCGCGGCGGCGUGGGAGCAGGUCCGCGGCCCGGUGAUCGUGCCGCUGCUGCGCGCGUCCGUGCUGCUCUGCCUCGCCAUGUCCGCGAUGCUGUUCGCGGAGAAGGUGUACAUGGCCGUGGUCGUCCUCGCGGUGCGGCUGCUGGGCCGCCGUCCCGAGCGGCAAUACCAGUGGGAACCCAUGGGCGACGACGACCCCGAGCUCGGCAGCGCUGCCUACCCCAUGGUCCUCGUCCAGAUCCCCAUGUACAACGAGCGCGAGGUGUACCAGUUGUCGAUCGGUGCGGCGUGCGGGCUCUCCUGGCCGUCCGAUCGGAUCGUCGUCCAGGUGCUCGAUGACUCCACAGAUCCCGUCAUCAAGGAGCUGGUGCGGGUGGAGUGCCGGCGCUGGGCGAGGAAGGGCGUGAACAUCAAGUACGAGAUCCGGGACAACCGGCGCGGGUACAAGGCCGGCGCACUCAAGGAAGGCAUGAAGCACGGCUACGUCAAGGACUGCGACUUGGUGGCCAUCUUCGACGCCGACUUCCUGUGGCGCGCCGUCCCCUUCCUCGUCCACAACCCCGACAUCGCCCUCGUCCAGGCUCGCUGGAAAUUCGUGAAUGCAGAUGAAUGCUUGAUGACAAGGAUGCAGGAGAUGUCCUUGGACUAUCACUUUAAGGUGGAGCAAGAAGUGGGCUCCUCGACCUAUGCCUUCUUUGGAUUCAAUGGAACCGCUGGUGUGUGGCGCAUAUCUGCUCUGAACGAGGCAGGUGGCUGGAAGGACCGAACCACAGUUGAAGACAUGGACCUGGCAGUCCGAGCCAGUCUCAAGGGAUGGAAAUUUGUGUAUCUUGGUGAUCUCAAGGUAAAAAAUGAGCUCCCAAGUACGUUCAAAGCAUUUCGGUACCAGCAACAUAGAUGGUCGUGCGGGCCCGCAAAUCUGUUCAGAAAAAUGGUGAUGGAGAUCAUCAGAAAUAAGAAAGUGACUCUUUGGAAGAAAAUCCAUGUCGUCUACAGCUUCUUCUUGGUGCGCAAGGUUGUCGCGCACAUUGUGACCUUUGUGUUCUAUUGCCUUGUUAUCCCGGCCACGGUCUUAGUUCCCGAGGUUGAGGUACCAAAGUGGGGUUGUGUCUAUAUUCCAACUAUUAUCACCCUUCUCAAUGCUGUUGGGACUCCAAGGUCUGUUCACUUAGUUGUCUUUUGGGUACUAUUUGAGAAUGUCAUGUCAUUGCAUAGAGCAAAGGCCACCUUCAUCGGUCUAUUGGAAGUGGGCACAGUGAACGAAUGGGUGGUAACCGAAAAGCUUGGUGACACUCUGAAGGCUAAAAUGCCAAGUAAAGCUUUGAGAAAGCUGAGAAUGAGGAUAGGAGAAAGGUUGCAUCUUUGGGAGCUUGGUGUUGCAGCCUACCUCUUCCUUUGCGGGUGCUACGACAUAUCAUUUGGGAACAAUCGUUACUUCAUCUUUCUCUUUAUGCAAUCCAUUGCAUUCUUCAUCGUCGGUGUGGGCUAUGUCGGGACAUUUGUUGCACAAUGAUUAUAUCUGUCCCGAGUUCACCAUGUCUUCGAUGAUUUCAAGUUUCAUGGUAUAUAAUCCAUUUGAAAGAUAAGAUCAAGAAACCUUCUCUUGAGUGCAAUAUUCUCUGAAAAAGAAUGCAACAUUGUAAGAGUACUGCAGCACAACACAUAGGUAUAUGGGUGUGUUUUAGCUGCUAGGAAUGUGCUAUGACAUGCAUGUGAUUGGUGACGAUCAAGCAGGCUGUUUUAGGUCUCUACGUCACUGUUUCAGAAAGAUAGGAUUCUGUUUUUAAGUUUCGCCAUUUGUCUAAACAGAGAUGCAAGAAAAAGUUCCUCCUUUCAUUGUUAAGGAAAGUAAAGUGCCUGGUGCCUCCUCA